AUGCGUGAAGUUGAAGAAGGAAUUACUAGAUGCCGAGAUCUGCUGAACCAACAUAAAGAAUUAACUAUUAAAGUGCAGAAACGUGAAGAAACAGAAUUUCGGUUAAAUGAACUGAGCAUGUGGUUAAGUCAAAGGAUUCACCGUUCGCUCGUGGAAUAUGGAAAGUAUGGCACAACAGUCGAACAAGUAGCAGAUUUUGAAGAUGUACAUCGGCGUCUUCAACGUGAGCUGCAAUCUAGAGAACCUGAAUUAGAAGAAUUAAGAAUUGCGAUUAGUCGACUAUCUCCACCUGCUGGUAGAUCGAGCUCACAGGAUCGUUUAAAUGAACUGUCAUCUUGUUGGACACGUUAUAGGCAAAUAAUUCAAUUACGAUUGGAAUUAGCUAGUCAAUUCUCUUCUUUACUAAAGGGUAUACGUGAGAAUGAUGCUCAUUUUAAUUCGACAAUUCAAAAAAUGAAUGAAACUGAUAAAAUAAAAUUAACAACAACUAAUUUAGAUUUUCAUCCAAGUUGUGUAAUUGGUACUGCCGAUACACAACAAAUAGCUGAACGAAUUCGACGUGAAUUAAAUAUGACUACAAGUAGUUUAGAAGAAGAACAAAUAAUCAUUCGUCAAUUUAUCAAUCACAUUACUCAAAGAGCUGAUCAAGAUUUGCAAAUAACUGAAACAGUUCAUUUCUGUCAAGUUCAAUUAGAACUAAAUAAUAAACGUUUAAAUCAAUUACGUGAUUCUUGGGAUAACUGUCAACAAUUAUGGGAUCAAUAUAAACUUGCUCAAGAACAAUGGACUAUAUUUACAGAAACAGCUCGUCGUUUGGAUGAAUCGAUAACAUCAUCACUUUCACGUAUGUCCAGAACACCAUUGCCGAAUCAACCACAUGAACUUGCAGAAGCUUUAAGGGUUCAUCAUAAUGAACGCAAUGAAAUUGAUCAUUUAACAUUGAAUUUAAAAACAGAAGCUCAACAAUUAGGCUCCAUGAUUGGUGCACAACCGGAUGAUCAUGACUAUAAUAGUCAAAGUUGGAGAUUUAUUGAAGUUCCGAAUAAAUUCAUUUCUGGUCUACCAUUAUCAACUAUGGGAAAACGUUUACGUUCAGAAAUGUGUUUACAAUUAGCUGGUUUAGAAACAAGGUGGAACGCAUGGGAUAAAGCAUGGACAUCAAGAAGUAUACAACUGGAACGACGUGGUACACAUUUUGGACAGUUAACAACUAUUGAGGAGAUAGAAGCAGAAAUUAUUUCAGCUGAAAGAAAAUUACAACAGAUUAUGGGAAUGGUUUCAUUAACUGCACCAUUAUCACAAGUUCAAAUUGCUGAUAGAGAUCUUAGUCAAAUUGAGGCUACGAUACCAGUUUUACACAGUCGAAUACGUUCUAGUGCACCUGAUAUGAAAUUACAGUUAAUUCAAGGUGAACCAUCACCAACGGAAUAUACUGGAACAAAUAUUGAUUUGUUAAAUGUUUCAAAACGUCAUGAACAUCUUGAAACACGUUUAACAACAUUCACACAAGAAACUGUACGAUGUCGUACUGAAAUUAAUUUAACUCUACGCUUAUUAAAUGCAGUAGAUACAGCACAGAAAGCCUUAUCACAGAUAACAUUUAAUUUAGAUCGUGUUAAAAAUCAACUACCAGAAAUUUCUUCAGAAAAUCGUUAUCAGAUUGAAGAGAUACGUUUUGAUAUAUCAGAACAAAUUAAUAGAGGACGAGUACUAGCUGAUACACAUAUACCAGUCUUGGAACAAUUAUCUAUUCAAUAUCCACGCCCUAUGGAAGCAAAACAAUUUAUCCAACCUAUUGUAAAUGAGUUUCAAUCAUCUAUUAAUAAUUUAAAUCAAUUAUCAGAUGAAAUUCGUAUAAGAACAGAACAAUCUAUUAAUUUACAACGUUUACAACCUACACAUGUAUAUGAUGAUCAAAUGAAAGCCACUACACUUACAAUGCCAAUAAAAGCUAAACCACCAACAAUUAUUAAACCAUUAGAAAAUAUAACUAUAGAAGAAGGUAAAAAAAUCAUUAUGGAAACAAUAUUUGAUUCUGGUCUUCCGCCAGAUGCUAACCCGUAUGAUACUAAUCAAUUACAAGUAACUUGGUACAAAGAUGGAAUACCUGUAGUUACUCCAGACUAUGAAGUUAAUUUAACAGAGGACACAGCAAGUUUGAAAAUAUCUGAGACUUUAAAUGAAGAUAAUGCUAUAUUCACAUGUUAUAUUAGUACACCAUAUGGUAAAGCUGAGACAAAAUGUACGUUAACAAUAAUAGAUACGAUUAGUCCAGUACCAGUCAAUGAAAGUUUAGUUCAACCUACUAGGAAUGUAAGAGAACAAAAACCUAUUCCUGAACUUGGUGAUCCGCCUGAAUUUAUCAAACAUCUUAAAUCUAUGUGUAUAGAUGAAACUAGUGAAUUGGUUUUAGAUUGUCAAGCAGUUGGUUUACCUGUACCAAUUUUAUCAUGGUAUAGAAAUGGUCAAUUAAUUGAUCAAAAUCCUGAUUUUAAAAUUACUCAAUUAGCUGGAUCAGGAAUAUUAAGGAUUCCACAAUGUCGAAUAAUGAAUCAUUCUGGAUUAUAUUUAUGUCGUGCUACUAAUCCUUAUGGUGAAUGUUCAACCACUUGUCAAGUGGAUAUAAAUCCAGCUAAGCCACCAAUAAUUAUUCAACCAUUACAAAAUGUUAAUCUUAAAGUUGGUGAUAGAUGUAAAUUAACUGUUCAGUAUAAGAGUGAACUUCCAGUUGAGGUAGAUUGGUAUCAUAAUGAUUUGCCAAUUCAAGGAGAAGUGGGUCGUCGACGUAUUACAAUGGAAUUAAAUAAUAUGAUCAGUUUACAUCUUCUUAUGGUUUCUGAUUUAGAAGACGGAAAGUAUACUUGUACAGUUCGUAAUGCAGCAGGCUCAGCUACUACAUAUUGUAAUGUUACUGUUCAACCAACAGAUACAAGAGAAUCUUUAUUAGCGUCACAAGUGACACUACGACCAACAGCUCCACGUCGUAGAAGGGAUUUACAGUCUGAUUCAGAUGAAGUAUUUGAACCAGUUAAAAUACCACGAAUAGUUCAAUCACCUAUCGGAGUCACAGAAGAACAAGUGAUUCCAGUUAGUGCAGUUAAAGGAGCCUAUCCAAAAUAUACUCAAAGAGCUGUUUCAGUACCACCUACAACAACAGCCUCUGUACCUUUAAGAAUACAAAAAAAUGCCACGGGAGGACGUCCAGUAUCAGAUUAUGGCAGACCCCCACAGUUUAUUCUACCAUUGCAAAAUUCUGGAGUGAAUGAAGCGGAAAAAAUCAAAUUAGAAUGUCAAAUUACUGGGAUUCCUGCACCACAGGUUACUUGGCUUAAAAAUGGUAUCCCAUUAGCUAGAUCUAAUUCAUAUGUAACUAAAGAGAUUGGACAAUAUCACUGUCUAAUCUUUUAUGAUGUAUUUCUUGAUGAUCAAGGUGAAUAUACAUGUGUAGCUGAAAAUCCUUAUGGAAAAGCAUUUAGUUCAUGUAGAAUGGAUGUUGAACCGAUUUGUGAAGAUGAACAACCAACUGAUAGUGAACCGACGUUAGUAAAACCAUUACCGCCAAGUUUAUCUGUUGUAGAAGGUGGAUCAGUUGAGUUAACAUGUCAAUUCACUGGAAGGCCAAUACCUUCCAUAGUAUGGCUUAAAGAUGGUAAACAACCACAAUCUUCAAUUAAUUUUCAGACAUUUCAAGAUUCUGGUUUUGCACGUCUUUAUAUACCAAAAGUUGAAAAAGAUAAAACUGGUCUAUAUGAAGCUGUAGCAACAAAUCCAUUAGGUAGUUGUUCUACUACUGUAUAUAUGGAAAUACUUCCAUCUAUACGAACAUCUAUUGAUUUAUUGCCAACAAUUUCACCAGUGAUGAGUGGAAGUUCACCGGAAUUUACGCGAAUAUUUAAAGAUGUUUAUAUUGAAUCAGAACGUUUAGAAGAAGUGGUACUUGAAUGUUCAGUAGUUGGUGUUCCAACACCAAUAGUGUAUUGGACACAUAAUGGAAUAAUUAUCAGACCAGAUGAUCAACGUUAUACUAUUGGCCAAGGACCUGGCCCAAAUGAUCAUUGUUUAAUUAUCCGACGACCAGGACCAGAAUCAGCAGGUCGUUAUCAAGCUAUAGCUGAAAAUCUGCAUGGAAGAGUUACAUGUUCAGCAUUUAUAAGUCCUAUUGGUUAUAGUCAAACAAUAAUUAAAAGACCUCCAUCUACGAUGAGUUUAACAAGGCAUACAGUUACACGACAAAUAUGUCCACGUGAAACAUCAUUACCUCCAUCACCAGCAAGUACUGCUCCAAUCAUUUCACCACAAUCAUUUGCUACAGUUCAAUUACCUUUAUCACCAGUACGAUUUCAAAGAGAAACAUCAGCUCCACCAUCACAAUACUAUUUGACAAGACAUCAUUUACAAAUAAGACCAAGACAGCCAACACCACCAAUUCAACUGACCUUUGCAUUACCACGCAAAGAACAAUCAUUAAGUCGAACAGAGAUAAUACGACCUAUUGAUAGUCAGUUAAAAUUACAAGGACAAGUAAAACAUUAUAGUAGUACACAACAUUUAUAUAAAAAACAAAUUACACCAAUUGUACCAAAUAUUGAAACACGUUAUUCACGACGUGUUGCUAGUCAACCACGUCUUUCACCAGGUUAUUCAUCAGAAGAAGAACAUGAACAUAGUAUGUCCGUCGUACCAAUGGUACGUCAUUAUAAAACACGUAUGGAAAGAAAUCUAGUAAGUAGACCAUAUAUCAUGUCUGGUUAUAGUUCAGUAAAAGAACAUAAACGUACAUUACAUAUUACACCAAUGAGACGUGAAUAUCAAACAUCAUUAGAACAUAAUUUACCAGCUAGGCCGAUAUUAGAAAAAGGUUAUGCAGCCGAAGAAGGACGUGAAUAUGAAAUGAAUGUUGUACCUAUUGUACCUCACACUGAUUAUAAAACUGAAUUAACAACUGAUAUUUAUAGUAAACCAGAGCUGACACCAGGCUAUACUACAGAAACUGAACAUAUUCGAUCAUUUGAAAUUACUCCAAUGGUACCGGAAUAUCAUACAAAAAUGGAACGAAAAAUAGCAAGUCAUCCCAUACUUGAAGCUGGUUAUUCAUCAGAAGAAGAACAUGAACACAAAUUGGACAUUAUUCCCAUGACUACUUCAUAUAAAACUGAACUGAACACUGACGUAUCCUCUAAACCAGAAUUGAUGCCUGGAUAUGCUGUUGAAACUAAACAUCCUAUCAAACUUGAAGUCACACCAAUAGUUCCAGAAUAUCGUACUGAAUUAGAUACAAAAGUUGCUAGUCAUCCACAUUUAGAGGAAGGUUAUACAUCGGAAGGUGAACAUGAGCAUCAAAUGGAACUGAUACCGCUAGUACCUGAAUACAAAACACAACUGUCAACAGAUUUAUCAGCAAAGACUGAAGUGAUUAGUGGUUAUGAAAGUCGAUUACAUUAUGAAAAAACUUAUCUUAUGGAAACUCAAUUAAAACAAUAUGAAACUGCAAUUUCAACUCAUCUACCAAGUAGACCAUCUUUAACAUCAAUAUUUGAGUCGACUUUUGAACAUGAAACAAAUAUGAAUGUCGUUCCAGUUGUACCACAGAUUGAACAUCAUAAAAGUCAAUUGAUUACUGAUUUCUACGCUAGAUACCGUCCAGUAGAUGUAAUUGUUGAAGUACCUAUUCCACCAGAAUUUGUAAAACCUCUAGCAAAUGUUGUAGCUGAUGAAGGAGCAUGUGUUGUUAUAGAAGGUCUUGUAAAUGGAACACCACAACCCAAAGUAUCAUGGUAUCGUUCCGGACGUCAAUUAUCUGAUGGUCCUGAUUUCCGUUUAGAUUAUACAAAUAAUCGUGUACGAUUAACACUCAGUGAAGCAUUUCCUGACGAUGCAGGUGAAUAUACUUGUGAAGCUGAAAAUAUUGCAGGUUGUGCACAAAGUACUGCAAAUUUAAUAGUGCGUGGUCGUUUAAUGACGCCAAGAUUUAUUAAAGGACUUGAAAAUCAAAUAAUAUAUGAAAGAGAAUCAGUUCGAUUAAUUGUUAAAGUAGAUGGACAUCCACCACCAACAGUUACAUGGACUCGUGAUGGUCAUGAGAUUACAAGUUCUCCGAACUAUAUACUUGAGUGUGAAGGUAAUGGUAUUUAUGCACUCAAUAUACCUGAAGCAUUCUUUGAAAAUUCUGGUCGUUAUUCUGUAAUUGCUGAGAAUCCAGCUGGAAAAUGUAUUUCUUCUGGUUUGUUAACUGUUUUAGAACCAGAAAGACCUUAUCCCCGUGAAUUAGAUAAGUUAUGUCUAAGCCAGUUGACAGUGCAAGUAGAAGGUCUAAAACAAGUUCAAAUACCAUCUCCAGAACCUCGACCGUACCCUGAGAAGCCAUAUUUCACAAAAACCUUCAGUCCAGAAAUAGAAUUAUAUGAGGGCGAACGAUUAAUUUUAACAGCUGAAGCUUGUGGUAAUCCAAUACCAUUCAUUAAAUGGUAUCUAAAUGGACAACCUUUAGUUGAUAGCCCAGAUCAUCAACAAACUCAAGUUGGACCACCAGUGUCUGAUGUGAAUGAAUUACAGCCUCAUCCAGUAAUCAUGACAGGACAUUUAAUUAUGAAUGAACUAUUCUCAGAAGAUUCUGGUCUUUACACAUGUGUAGCAGAAAAUAUAGCGGGUCAAGCAGAAGUUAUGUCUAAUAUAAGCGUUAUAACGAAAACUAUAAGCGAUACAAAAAAGCCAACUGUUCAACCACCGGAGUUUAUUAAAUUCCCAGAAUCUCCAAUAAGAGUUCAACCUGAUCAAGAAUUGAUAUUAGAAGUAGAAGUUAAAGGUUUACCAUUGAAUUCAUUGAAUUGGUAUCAUAAUGGCAUGAUUGUAUAUAGUAAUCCGAAUCAAUUCAUUCAAAAUAUACCAAAUACAGGGAUUACAAGAUUAAUUGUUCAACAAAUUCAACCAGAUGAUCAAGGAGAAUGGUUAGUGACAGCUACAAAUCCAGCUGGUUCAUGUUCAAAAUGUCUUCAAAUAAUUUGUGAAGAACCUAUAUCUGUUCUACCAGAGCCAGUUGUUCAUACUGAAUAUGAAUUGAAAUUAAGUCACCCAUCAAUGGAUAUCACUGAUUUAUCGCAUACAUAUCAACAACAAACAAUAUUUAUACAACCAGAAAUGAUUCCACCAAAUUUCAUUGAACGAUUUCCUAGUGAACUUAAAAUAAAUGAAAAGAUCCCAUUACAUAUACAUGGCAGAGUUUAUGGUCAGCCCAAACCAAGCGUACAAUGGCUUAAAAAUGGGAAACCAUUGUAUUCAAAUGAAAGGAUACAUUAUCAUGUAUUGGACAAUGGUGAAGUGGGAUUGGAAAUUACAGAACCAACUGAAGCUGAUUCUGGGAUUUAUGUAGCAUCAGCGAAAAAUCCUGCUGGAGAAGAUCAUUGUAUUGUUAACCUAUCCGUUGUACAGCUGUCAAGCGUUGCCCCAACUGGUCAACCACCAGUAUUCUGUCGAGGUCCUCUCCCUUGGUCUCCGACAGAAGCUGGUCCGAUAAUCACCUGUCCUGGUGUGUUAAACCUACAAGAAGGUCAGCCUGUUCGCUUAGAAGCUGAAGUAAUCGGGAAACCAGUCCCAACAGUAUCAUGGUUUAUUAAUGGUCGUCCGAUUACCAUGGAUAAAACGCACAAGAUCGUCCCCAUGCGUGCAAACGUAUGUUCACUAAUUCUAGACACACCCGUACCUAAUAUUGAUUCUGGUGUCUGUAGUUGUAUUGCUACUAAUCAAUUUGGUCAAGCGGAACUUCGAUUUAAUAUACAUGUCGAAGGUAAACCACAAACAAUUUUACAGGCUCCUCGGUUCAUACAAAAACCACCUACUCAACUAACAGCACCCCUUAAUGAAGAAGUUACAUUGCAUGCGGUUGCAGAAGGAAUACCACAACCAGUACUUUCAUGGCAUAAAGAUGGAAAGUUAUUCACUGGAACAUCAGAUGGUCGUAUUCAAAUUUCAACAAAUGAACUAGAGACAACACUUCAUUUUGCAGCUUUACAAUCUGAAGAUUUAUGCACAUGGCAGUGUUUAGCAGCAAAUAUAGCUGGAACUGCUUCAGCAAGAACAAAAAUUUUAGCACCAAUUGAAGAGAAACCUAAAGAAAUAAUUCGAAAGUUUAGUAUACCAAAGAAACAACCAGAAGGGCUACAAGAAAUAACCUCCCCUUAUCCAAUAAUAAUGUCACCACCUCAGUCAGUAUGUAUAAAUGAAGGUGAAAAUGCUCGUUUUACAGCUCAUGUUGUUGCAAAUCCAUCACCAAUUGUAACAUGGUACGUCAAUGGCCAACCUGUACCUUCCUAUGGAAUUAUGCAAGCACAACAACCGGAAAGUGAAGAAAUACGAUACAUCAGUAGAUUUGAUGGUUUGAUUUAUUAUCUAGAUAUGCAGAAAUGUAAACCUGAAGAGGCAGGUGAAAUAUAUAUUGUAGCUCAACGAAGUGAUAUUUCACCGGAAUUAGUAAACAUUGAACCAAAUGCUGUUGUACGUGCAUCUGCUAAACUGGAGGUGAUACCAGUAAUUGAUUUACGUGCACAACUCAAACCAAUACCAAAACCGUCUAUUGAAGUAAUAGCUGAAAAAGUUAUGCCAGCACAAGAAGGUCCUGCAAUGCGUGCACCACGGUUCUUGAAAUUUUUACAACCCCAAACUGUUCCUGAAUCUUCAGAAAUAACGUUUUCAGUUGAAUUCGAUGGGGAACCAGCACCUGAAGUUACCUGGGCACGUGAACAAGUCGAUAUAAAUAAUAGAGAAAACUAUAAGAUAACAACAACUUCUACAACUAGUCAACUUGUUAUUUCAAAAGUUCUUUUAGAAGAUACAGGGAAUUUCUCAGUUACAUUGCGUAAUCCAGCUGGACAAGCUUGCAGUAAAUCAAGGCUUACAGUGACACAAAUUAAAGUAUCAGGAAAAGCUCCUGAAUUCAUACCACCAUUAAUAGAAUCACAGAUUGUAGAAGCUGGAGAACCAAUUACAUUUGAAUGCAAGGUUACUGGUGAACCAACUCCACAAGUUCAUUGGGAACGAAAUGGAGAGCGGUUACCUCUAAAAGAUCUUGAAUAUAUACGCGUAUUUGAUGCGCCACCGUUUCAUACUCUUGUAUUAUGUGAAACUGUACCAGAUGAUUCUGCUGAGUAUCGUUGUGUAGCAAUAAAUGCUCAUGGACAGUCAAUUUGUAAAGCAAAUGUUACUAUACAAGCUAAACCAGCUGCUAUUGUCCCACCAAGAAUUAUUCAAGAACCAAAAAGUGUAACUGUCAUGGAGUCUCAUCCAGUUCAACUAAUUGCACUAAUAGAAGGUACACCGAUGCCAGAAAUUACUUGGUUACUAAAUAAUGAAAUUAUUAAACCAUCGCGUUACUUUCUUCCUGAAAUUCGAUCAGAUGGUUAUACAAUACUUAAUAUUUCUAGUGUUUAUCCAGAAGAUACUGGAAUUUAUACAGUACGUGCUGUGAACUCUGGUGGAGAAGCUCAAGCAUCAGCGGAAAUCUUAAUUUCUGCUCCAUUACAAACUGCUCCACAAUUUGUGAAACCUUUACCUACUGGGACACUGGAAGUAAAAGAAGGUGGACGAGUAUUCUUGGAAGUUCAAGUUUCAGGCGAACCAAUACCUCAAAUUGAUUGGUAUCAUAAUGGUCAGUCUUUACAAUCUGGACCAAUUUGGAAAGUUAAAACUGAUAGAUAUACUUCACAACUUGAAUGUAAUGUAAUCUCCAUGAAUGAUGGUGGUGAAAUUCUUGUCAGAGCAACUAAUUCAGUUGGUCAAACAACUACGCAAACAAAAGUGGUGAUAAUCCGAUCAGGACCCAAACCAACUCCACCAGUUUUUCAAAAACGUCUUCAACCUCAAGUAAAGGCACCAGAGCAUCACACUGUCACGUUGGAAUGUUCAGUAAAUGGAUGUCCGGAACCAACUUUACGAUGGUUUCAUAACGGUGUGGAGUUUGAACCAGUUUUAAUAUCAUCCUUUUCUCAUGAAAUGGCUGCUAAGAGAGAAUUAUAUGUUGAUGAGGCGACACAUACAUAUACCUUACACAUACAUGAUUUAAACGCUUUUGAUGUUGGAGAAGUUAUGGUACGCGCAGAGAAUGAACUUGGCGUAACUAUGUGUAGUAGUGUAUUAGAAUUAGAAAUUCUUGAUGGAAAAAUUGUUGAACCACGUUUUAUACGUCAACCACCGGAAAGAAUUGAAUUACAACCUGGAGAUAGCGCUCAAUUAGAGUGUGAAGUGGAAUCAGAACCACCUGUUACAUUUAAAUGGUAUUUAAAUGGAAUACAAUUGGAUCAGUCAAAUAAACGAUUUAAAGUUCUUGAAGAUGUAAAUCGUACAACUCUUAUAAUUCCAUCUGUUCAACAAGAUAUUCUUCCUAGUGAAGUGAUUAUUGAAGCUGCUGGUCAAACUGCUAAAACAGAUGAUUUAUCAGUACCUGAACCACCAGAAUUACGUUUUAGUCGACAACUUCCAUCAAAUUUAGCAUAUAGUGAAAUGGAUGAUACAAUAAUUCUUGAUGUAGAAGUGGAUAAACCAGAAAUAUCAUCAAUUGAAUUACCUAAACCUACAUUUAGUUGGUAUAUGAAUGGAAUAGAUAUAUUUUUAUUACCACCUCAUAAGAAACCUGAACGUUAUAAUGUUUCACAAGAUAAUCCAUGGCAUAGUCGAUUAACUAUUAAUAAACCUGGUACAUGGGAUUUUGGUGAAAUCACUUGUUUUGUAACACGUUUAACUGAUAAAAAAGAAGAAAAAAUUUAUACUUCAUGUACUCUUGAACUUACUUAUCAACCAAUUAAACCAGACGAACAAUCUAAACCAAUUAUAUCAAGACUUGAAUUUGCACCACAAUUUAUUCAAGGUUUACCAGAAAAAUUAACACCAGAAGUUGGAUCAACUGUUGUAAUGGAUAUUAUAUUAAAAUCGAAUCCAAUACCUGAUAUUCAAUGGGUAAUAAGUUCACCAUUAACAGCUGAAAGAUUUGAAUAUUUCGGUCCAGAACAAAUUGAUAAUGAAACAUUACAAUAUCGACAGUCUACAUCAAUAUGUCAUAUACAACCAAAAGAACAAGAAAUUGUUAAUAUACAAUUUGCUAAAACAUUAAAUUCACAAUUAGAAGUUGUAUUAGAUCAAUCAAUUGAAUUAGAAUGUUCUAUUAUACCAACUAACAUACCAAUUGAAUUUCGUUGGUAUAUUAAAGGUGUAGAAAUUACUGCUGAACAUAUACCAUAUGAAAUAAAUACUACUGAUUUUACAUCUAUAUUAAAAAUUCCUAAAAUUAAUUCUGAAAUGAUUGGUAGUACUAUUAGUGUAUCAGUAUGUUCUCCAUAUAGUAAUGAAUUAAAAAGUUCUUGUGAAUUAUAUACAAUAUCUGAAUCUCAUUACCAAUUAUUGAAGAUAUAA
This is a messenger RNA of Schistosoma mattheei, 11394 nucleotides long. NCBI's taxonomy places the organism in Eukaryota, Metazoa, Platyhelminthes, Trematoda, Strigeidida, Schistosomatidae. The record is from the annotation of a GenBank genome assembly.